This is a messenger RNA of Penicillium manginii, 1227 nucleotides long. Its product is annotated as DXO/RAI1 family decapping nuclease. The coding region runs from base 1 to 1227 and encodes 408 amino acids. NCBI's taxonomy places the organism in Eukaryota, Fungi, Ascomycota, Eurotiomycetes, Eurotiales, Aspergillaceae. Gene Ontology annotation, molecular function: mRNA 5'-diphosphatase activity. Gene Ontology annotation, biological process: nuclear-transcribed mRNA catabolic process; NAD-cap decapping. The record is from RefSeq and is a predicted model, not a curated record. The transcript is spliced from 6 exons. Gene Ontology annotation, cellular component: cytosol; nucleus.
AUGAGUCAGGCUUCUUUCAACAUCCAACCCGUGAACCGCUUCGGCGGACAGGGUACUACAAUUCGGCGGCCCAGGGAAGUGACAUGUUUCUCAUACGACCGAGACCGUCAAUUCACAUUGGGAGAAAGUUCUCUGGCCUACUAUUACCCGCCAAAUCUCCCAGCAGACCUGAAUAUCGGCUACGAGACCUUUCAAAAGCUCAACGAUUCUGCGGACGAGCAUCUUGAUGCUUUGCUCGAUACGAUCGUUGCGCUGGAGAGGGAUACGGAAAAGAAAUGCGAGACUGAUAUCAUUACCUGGCGAGGCAUGAUGACGAAGGUUACGCUACUGAUAAAAGCCAGAUUCAUCGAAGAGAACAAUUCGUAUAAAAACGAGCAGAAAGAGAAACAGAAAGCUCAGAGGAUGCCGCCAGGAAUGGCAUCGCAAGAGCGCAUGAUGUACUGGGGUAUGACGCGCGAAAUUUGGAAAUUCUUACCGCCGUUCUUUGCUGACUCUGGCCCUGGCCCUAUCUCAGGUUACAAGUUUGAGGUUCUGUCUGUUUUACACAAGCCUUGGGAUCCUACGACGCGCGCUGAGAUCGAGGGCCGCCAGGAUGAAGUUGUGAACAAUAGUGCUCAAUAUUGUUCGGUGGUUAAGACGGGUAUGGGUAAUGUGCGCAUGAUUCUUGGGGGUGAAGUUGAUGCCGUUUGGGACUGCAAGCCGGAGAAGAAAGAAGAUCCAAUCCACUGGGUUGAAUUGAAGACGUCGGCGGAAAUUCGUAAUGAACGCGACAUGAUGAAGUAUGAGCGGAAGUUAUUGAAGUUCUGGGCACAGUCUUUCUUGCUCGGGGUGCCGACGAUUAUUGUUGGUUUUCGUGAUCAGGAUGGUAUUGUUCGUCGGUUGGAAGAGCUUGAUACGGCCAGCAUCCCGGGCAAAGUCAAGAAGCUUGGAAGGGGCUCUUGGGAUGGUAAUAUCUGUAUCAAUUUUGCUGCCCAGUUUCUUGAAUGGUUGAAACAUACUAUCCAGCAGGAUGGCACGUGGAGAAUACGGAAGCAAGAGAAAUCUUCAGUCAUUGAGGUUUUCAAAGUUGAAGAAUCUGGCCAUGGCGAUAUUCUCUCGUCUACAUUCAGAGACUGGCGAUCACAAGCUCAGGGGACGCAAGCUCAGGAGACACAAGCUCAGGAGACACAAGCUCAGGAGACACAAGCUCAGGAGACACAAGCUCAGGAGACACAAGCUCAAGCUUAA